UCUGCAUAACCUUUAUCGUUACAACCUAACAACUGCUACAUUGUCCCUAAAAUAUCAAGCUUAAUUUUGCUUAAAGAAAUUAUAAUGUUGUAUUGUUGAAUGUUUAUCGAAAAUUUAUCAUAAAAAAUGUUUUAUUUAUGAGAAAAUCAAUGUUUAAUUUUUAUUACAAAAUAAUUUAGAUCGAAUCUCAUAGCGCACAUAGGAAAACAGCUGUUUCCUAUAGUCCAUUAUAUUAUUCAUACACUUCCCAAUAAAAAAAACUCUGUAGCGAUAUUAUGGUCGUAACUUUUUGUGUUAAUAUCAGUUAAAUAUAUAGUUAUUAUCGUAUCAAAAGUGAAUAUUGAAAUGAGUCACAUAUUUAUAGGAGGCAGACCAUUUUUAAUUUCAUGAAGAAACGGUAUUGUGUUAAUUUAUAAUAGUAUUAUCGACAAAGUAUUAUCUUUAAAGGAGUACGUUUAAUUUAACACAAUAAAUGGAUAAACUACGGAGAGUGCUGAGUGGUAAUGAUCAGUAUGAUGAAGAAAGUGGUAUUAUUGAUCAGGUUAUGGACCAAAGUACAUUAUCUUGGUCCACUCGGAUAAAGGGUUUUGCUAUAUGUUUUAUUGUUGGUAUACUCUGUUCCAUCCUUGGAUCAUUUGCUUUAUUUUUACAUAAAGGACUUACAGUAUUUGCCGUGUUUUAUACAUUAGGAAACAUUGUUUCACUACUGAGUACAUGCUUUUUAAUGGGACCAUGUAGUCAAUUAAGAAAGAUGUUUGCUGCAACAAGAAUAGUUGCAACAGUUUUAGUAUUUGUUGCACUCGGAAUGACACUCUUUGCAGCAUUAUAUCUAAAAAACCCUGGAUUGGCCCUUUUAUUUAUAAUUAUUCAAUCACUGGCAAUGACAUGGUACUCUCUUUCUUACAUACCUUAUGCACGUGAUGCUGUUAGGAAGACUGUGGAAUCUUGUAUUACAUGAAAGGAACCUUAAGAACAUAUAGUGAACCAAUUUGCUUAAAAUGUGUUCACAGUCUAUGUUGCACAAGUUAUAAACUGAACUAUAAAAUUAACUUAAAAAUGUGAAAUAUAACAUUAAGAAACUUGAUAUAAAUAAAUAUGCAUUUAUUUUUGAAAUGCUUAAUGUUUAUCUGUACUUGAAUGACAAUACGAUGAAAAUGUUUAUCAAUAUA
Messenger RNA from Nomia melanderi (Alkali bee), 1169 nucleotides. Its product is annotated as vesicle transport protein SFT2A. Gene Ontology annotation, cellular component: membrane. The record is from RefSeq and is a predicted model, not a curated record. NCBI's taxonomy places the organism in Eukaryota, Metazoa, Arthropoda, Insecta, Hymenoptera, Halictidae. Gene Ontology annotation, biological process: vesicle-mediated transport.